AUGAAGACCGCUCUUGCUCUCGGUGCUCUUGCAGCCCUUUGCCAGUCAGUUCUGGCUCUCACAGAGGGAACUUAUACCAUCGGAGCGGCUUCCCUACUAGCCGAUGAAGUCCUGGGUGACGAGGGCGAAGUCGGGGUCCCUUUGACGUUCUCUUUCGCAAACGGCAGCCCUUUCCAAAAGUGGUCGUUCGCCACCAAAGGCAGUGAGCGCGAGUUCGCGAUCCAGAACGCCAGUGGUGGCUACAUCAACUGCGGUGUUGAGCUGGGCACUCCCUGCGUUUCCGGAACCGAAGAACAGGUUUACAUUGUCGAGGAAAUCCAGGGGAAUGGCUAUGAACUCGUAUCGAAGCAGACUGGAUACUUCUUGCGCACUGUCAAAGGAGCCCUGCAACUUGCGGAAUACAACAACAACUCCGACGAGAAAUUCAUCCUGACCCCGGCUUAA
Messenger RNA from Aspergillus puulaauensis, 444 nucleotides. RefSeq names its product RICIN domain-containing protein. Bases 1 to 444 code for a protein of 147 amino acids. Lineage: Eukaryota; Fungi; Ascomycota; Eurotiomycetes; Eurotiales; Aspergillaceae. The transcript has a single exon. The record is from RefSeq and is a predicted model, not a curated record.